Molecule: messenger RNA, 1645 nt
Organism: Tribolium castaneum (red flour beetle)
Lineage: Eukaryota; Metazoa; Arthropoda; Insecta; Coleoptera; Tenebrionidae
Product: pro-resilin
Exons: 3
Coding region: 143-1546 (467 amino acids)
Biological process (GO): positive regulation of transcription by RNA polymerase II
Cellular component (GO): RNA polymerase II transcription regulator complex
Molecular function (GO): transcription coactivator activity
Source: RefSeq, a predicted model, not a curated record
CAUAUCAACCAAGAUGUGAAUACACUUUCACCCGACGCAGUCGUGGGGAUCUAUAAAUACCUGCAAACAUCUUCAUCAACCAUCAACUUCACACAAGACAUUCUUUCGACCGUUUUAAUAUAGUGAGUGCAAGUGCGCCAACAUGAGUUCAUUUAAAUUAGUGAGCUGUACACUUGCACUAUGUUGUUUACUCAACGGAUCUCUUGGAGGGCAGCUCACUAAGCGUGACGCGCCUCUGUCUGGAGGAUAUCCUUCUGGCGGCCCGGCCAAUAGUUACUUGCCUCCAGGAGGCGCGUCCCAACCCUCUGGAAACUACGGUGCUCCUUCGGGAGGCUUUGGCGGAAAAUCGGGAGGUUUCGGAGGAUCGGGAGGUUUUGGUGGUGCUCCCUCCCAAAGCUAUGGUGCCCCUUCAGGUGGCUUUGGAGGCUCCUCCUCGUUCGGUAAAUCAGGAGGAUUUGGUGGAGCUCCCUCCCAAAGCUACGGCGCCCCAUCUGGAGGUUUCGGAGGUUCGUCAUCUUUCGGUAAAUCAUCAGGAGGAUUCGGUGGUGCACCUUCCCAAAGCUACGGUGCUCCUUCGGGAGGUUUUGGAGGCUCGUCCUCGUUUGGUAAAUCGGGAGGAUUCGGUGGUGCUCCUUCCCAAAGCUAUGGUGCUCCUUCGGGAGGUUUCGGAGGUUCAUCCUCUUUUGGUAAAUCGGGAGGAUUUGGUGGUGCUCCCUCUCAAAGCUACGGCGCUCCUUCGGGAGGUUUUGGAGGAAAAUCUAGCAGUUUCAGUAGUGCUCCCUCCCAGAGCUAUGGCGCUCCUUCAGGAGGUUUUGGAGGCAAAUCUGGCGGUUUCGGUGGUGCUCCCUCCCAAAGCUACGGCGCUCCUUCGGGAGGUUUUGGAGGCAAGUCUGGCGGUUUCGGUGGUGCUCCUUCUCAAAGCUAUGGUGCUCCUUCCGGAGGUUUCGGGGGUUCAUCCUCUUUUGGUAAAUCUGGCGGUUUUGGAGGAGCUCCCUCCCAAAGCUACGGUGCCCCAUCUGGAGGCUUUGGUGGAUCUUCCUCUUUCGGUAAAUCUAGCGGUUUCGGGCAUGGCUCUGGAGCUCCUUCUCAGAGCUACGGCGCUCCUAGCAGGUCUCAACCUCAGAGCAACUAUUUGCCACCCUCGACUAGCUACGGCACUCCCGUAAGCUCGGCCAAGAGCUCAGGAUCUUUCGGAGGUGCUCCGUCUCAGAGUUACGGUGCCCCAUCUCAAAGUCAUGCUCCUUCUCAAAGUUAUGGAGCUCCAAGCCGCUCGUUCAGCCAGGCUCCUUCUCAGAGCUACGGUGCCCCGUCUCAAGGACAUGCGCCUGCUCCCCAACAAUCUUACUCUGCCCCUAGUCAAAGUUACGGUGCUCCUUCUGGUGGUUUUGGAGGCGGUCAUGGCGGUUUUGGUGGACAGGGACAAGGAUUUGGAGGUGGGAGGAGUCAGCCUUCUCAGAGCUACGGUGCUCCUGCUCCUUCUCAAAGCUACGGGGCGCCGUCUGCCGGAGGUCAACAGUACGCAAGCAAUGGAGGAUAUUCAUAUUAAGGAUUCAGGACCGUUUGUACAUAGAUUUUUAAUUUAUUAAGGAAUGUGCAGUAUUAGUACUAACCAGAUUUUGUAUAAAUAAAAUGCUUUUUUAUUUAA